AUGGUUUUAACAACUGAUGAACGUCUUUUUCUCAUCGUCGAACACAAUUUCUCUCUCUCUCUCUCUCUCUCUCUCUCUCUCACUCUGUCUCUCCCCCUCCCCCUCUUCCCCCGGUACUGCUGUGUUGCACCCUCGAGGCACAGACACAAAAAGAAAGCAGAAACUCGUAUCGAUCAUCUGCGGUUAAUCGCCAGAGAACAAAAAUCUCUGUUCUUUGGUAAAGCAAAGAAAAAGAAUUCUUGGCAGUCAAUAAAAGAGGCGGGAAAUAAAAGCAAGAGGCAUAUUGACAUCUACAUGGGCAACUGCCAUAACAAAAAUAGCUGUUUGGCGAUGGAACCUGCCAUUAAGCGAUCGUUAACUAACUGGUGUCGCUCUCGUGGUGAAUUCACUUUUCAUGGCUACAUUUUUUUCGGGUACUUUUCUAGUCUAUUGACUAAAUUCAUAUCUCUUACUUUCUCUCUCUCUCUCUCUCAUUUAUUGCUUUAUACCUCUUUCUUUCUCUUUCUCUCUCUCUCUCUCUCUCUCUCUCUCUCUUAUUGCUUCAUAUCCCUUUAUCAUCAUCAUCAUCAUCAUCAUUAUUAUCCUUCGACCUCCCUAGGUGGCAGUGGCCGGCAAACUCAUCUCUCUCUCUCUCUCUCUCCCUCUCUUUCUCUCUCAUUUAUUGCUUUAUACCUCUUUCUUUCUCUUUCUCUCUCUCUUUUCAAUUGUCCCUCUCUCUCUCUCUUCUUCCUCUCCCUCUAUCUAUACCUCAGAUCUUUUCCUUUCUAUCUCUCCAAAUGGUUUUCCUUCCCCCUCUUCUACAACCCCUCAAUAUCUUUCACUCAUUCUUUCUUCUCUCCCGUUAUCUUCUUCUUUUCCCUUUCUCUACCCAUUUCCCCCCUCUCUCUCUCUCUGUGA
This is a messenger RNA of Acanthosepion pharaonis, 897 nucleotides long. The record is from the annotation of a GenBank genome assembly. Lineage: Eukaryota; Metazoa; Mollusca; Cephalopoda; Sepiida; Sepiidae.